Molecule: messenger RNA, 474 nt
Organism: Coregonus clupeaformis (lake whitefish)
Lineage: Eukaryota; Metazoa; Chordata; Actinopteri; Salmoniformes; Salmonidae
Product: protein 4.1-like
Exons: 4
Cellular component (GO): cytoskeleton; plasma membrane
Molecular function (GO): actin binding; structural molecule activity
Source: RefSeq, a predicted model, not a curated record
AACUCAACAUUCACUGUGUGUAUUGUCCUUCUUUCCUCACAGCCUAACGUGGUGAAGACACAGACAAUCACCAUCUCAGACGUGUCUAACUCCCUGCGAGGAGACGUCUCUAACAAGGAGGCCCCCGUCGUGCACACUGAGACCAAGACCAUUACCUAUGAGUCAGUGCAGCCCAUAGACAGCGUGGCAGAGAGGGACUCCGGAGUGCUGCUGAGUGCCCAGACCAUCACCUCAGAGACAGUCAGUACAACCACCACCACUCAGAUCACAAAGACGGUGAAAGGAGGGAUCUCAGAGACUCGCAUUGAGAAGAGGAUUGUUAUAACUGGGGACACAGAGAUCGAUCACGAUAAGGCUCUGGCCCAGGCCAUCAAGGAGGCGAAGGAGCAGCACCCGGACAUGUCUGUGACCAGAGUGGUGGUGCACCAGGAAACAGAGAUCACCCCAGAUUAACCCCAGACUCACCUCUCCUAU